UGGUGAUCCUGGAGUCACUCUGUCUGUCACAGCUCUGCAGGUGAUGGUGACUCCAACACGGUGGGCAACGUCAAAGACACUGACCUGUAUCACCACCUGUACUCUGACUGGUAACCCCACCUACAUCUGGUACAAGAAUGGACAACAUCUAGAUGAGAGCACCUCCCCCCAGUACAAAGACCUUGUCUCCAGUAACUAUGACGACAGUUACUCCUGUGCUGUAAAAGGCCAUGAGGAUCUCCACUCUCCUGCAGUGUGUGUUCAGGAUCAGGACUGCAGCAGAGUAACUUACACCAAGAGGAGAAUCUGUGUCUUGAAGGGGUCAACAGUGGACAUAUCCUGUACUUAUGUUGGUUAUUAUUCCACCACAUCAACAUUCUGGUUUAGAAGUGAUAAGUCGACCCCUGAAGACCUAACCAGAGACCCAGGGUAUACAGGUCGUGUGAAGUACACUGGAACAUACAGAGGUCCCUUCAUCCUGAGAAUCACAGAUCUGAGAGAGGAGGACUCAGCUGAGUAUCGCUUCACUUUUAAAACAGACAACUUUGAAUGGGGUCAUAGUUUCCCAGGAACAACUCUGUCUGUCACAGGUCUGCAGGUGAAGGUGACUCCUGCUGCAGAGGGACAGAAGACACUGACCUGUAUCACCACCUGUACUCUGACUGACAACCCCACCUACAUCUUUUACAGGAAUGGACAGAAUGUACAAGAUACCUCCUCUCCCAUGUACUCCAUCAGCAGUGAGGAUGCAGACAGUUACUCCUGUGCUGUAAAAGGCCGUGAGGGUCUCAGAUCGUCUGCAGUGUAUAAACCAAAGAAGACCUCAGUGUCAGUCAGUCCCUCUGGUGAAAUAGUGGAGGGCAGUUCAGUGACUCUGACCUGCAGCAGUGAUGCCAACCCACCUGUGGACAAAUACACCUGGUACAAGAAGAAUGGAGCUUCACUGACAGGAUCUGAAAAGACAUACAAUUUCACCACCAUCAGCUCUGAGGACAGUGGAGAAUACUACUGUGAGGCUGAGAAUAAAUGUGGACGUCUCAACUCUUCUUCUGUGUCUGUAGACGUUCAGUAUGACCCAAAGAACACCUCAGUGUCAGUCAGUCCCUCUGGUGAAAUAGUGGAGGGCAGUUCAGUGACUCUGACCUGCAGCAGUGAUGCCAACCCACCUGUGGACAAAUACACCUGGUACUUUCAAAAUGAGACUUUUCUAAAUGGAUUUGGACAGAUGUACAACAUAAGUAAGUUCAAGUCUAAGGACAAUGGACAUUACCACUGUGAGGCCUGGAAUGGAAGAGGAUCUAGGAACUCUACAGCUCUGAUGAUCAUUUUAUCAGAUCAGAGUUAA
Molecule: messenger RNA, 1345 nt
Organism: Salmo salar (Atlantic salmon)
Lineage: Eukaryota; Metazoa; Chordata; Actinopteri; Salmoniformes; Salmonidae
Source: RefSeq, a predicted model, not a curated record